AGCUAUAAAAGUGACGUGUCCUUAGCCCAUAGUUUACGUCUGUUUUAGGGAUAAUGUGUGAUGUUUUUCUGUAACCUUUUGUGUUAUUAGCAGAAGGGCACGCUGAAGAGUGAAAUACGGAUGUGAGAAAAUUACUACAAUGCGUUAUUUAAAGUAAAUUCGCGGGGAACCCCUUCCUUCGCUGCCUGUGCAUUUCAGCCAAGGGGAUUUCCCACCAUUCCCACAAUGCAACAGUUUGUGUAUGGUUGUUAGGCAACCACAGGUGCUUUCACUGAGAGCGGAAUGGUCGGUGAUACGAACAUAAUUUAAACUGCAAGAUGGAGAGAAAACCAGGACAUUUACCCGUGGAUGUCCGGCUAGCGGUGGAUUCGUUGGUUUGGGUGAAGAUCGUCGGAAUAGGCAGCACUGCUGUUGGCAAGACAUGUCUAAUUAAACACUUCUGUGAAAGCAAGUUCAACACCGGGUACCAGCCGACUGUUGGAGUAGACUAUGGAUUUAAGAUUCACGAAGUGGAAGGAACCGAUCUCCGAGUCCACCUGUGGGAUCUGUCUGGCAGUACGGAGUACAUGGACGUACGGAACGAGCUCUACGGAGGAACAGAUGCCAUGUUCUUGGCCUAUGACGUAACAAAUGCGGCAUCGUUCGAAACGCUGGACUCGUGGAUACGAGAAGUUAAAAAAUAUUCAUCGGGAACGCCUGAAAUCGUCAUCGUAGCUAACAAGACAGAUUUGAAGCAGAAGCGUUGUGUGUCGACAGCCGAAGGCAAAAAGUGGGCUUCCCAGAACAAGAUGAGGUACUACGAGACCUCGGCAGCGACGGGAGAGGGCGUGGUUCAGCUGUUCGGUGAUCUGUUGAAAGGCGUCUACAACCGGAGGGAAGGGGGUAAGCCGAACUCCACGUGGUCACAAAAAUGGGAUGCCCAAAGACUGUCUGACCUAUGUAGCCCCCUCCCGGACAAUGAAAGGGGAAACUCGGCCCGGGUGUGACCACUGGUCACUCAAGACAAGAGUCCGACAUGAUCUGAUCCGUACAAGAACCAUUGGUUGAGGAUGGUGUUUUUUCAGGGAUGAGAAGAUUCACUGAUGUAGCUGUCAUUGGACGUUGUUGUCACGGAUGACCUUUCACGUGGAUAGAAACACUGAUUGGUCACUUGUGGACUGGGGAAAAUCAUUGAUCGCUGAUCAGAUGGCUAGCCGCUAGACAACUGAUUGGAUGGAAUCAUUGAUCGACAACUGAUCAGAUGGACGGGAUAACCGCUAGACAACUGAUUGGAUGGAAUCAUUGAUCGACAGCUGAUCAGAUGGACGGGAUAACUGCUAGACAACUGAUUGGAUGGAAUCAUUGAUCGACAGCUGAUCAGAUGGACGGGAUAGCCGCUAGACAACUGAUUGGAUGGAAUCAUUGAUCGACAACUGAUCAGAUGGACGAGAUAGCCGCUAGACAACUGAUUGGAUGGAAUCAUUGAUCGACAACUGAUCAGAUGGACGGGAUAGCCGCUAGAAAACUGAUUGGAUGGAAUCAUUGAUCGACAGCUGAUCAGAUGGACGGGAUAACCGCUAGACAACUGAUUGGAUGGAAUCAUUGAUCGACAGCUGAUCAGAUGGACGGGAUAGCCGCUAGACAACUGAUUGGAUGGAAUCAUUGAUCGACAACUGAUCAGAUGGACGGGAUAGCCGCUAGAGUGAGUGAGUGGAAUCAUUGAUCGACAGCUGAUCAGAGAGAUGGGAUAGCCGCUAGAAAACUGAUGGGAUGGAAUCAUUGAUCGACAGAUGGAUGGAACCAUCAACAGCUGACCAGAUUAUGGCAUCGAUUGACAACAGAUCAGAUGGACGAAAUCGAGGAUUCACAACUGACCAGAUGACAGAAUCAUUCACCGACAACAUAUCCCUGAAUCACGAGUGUCAGGUGGAUGGAAUUAUGAUCGUUACGGAGGAAUGAUGUGAAUACGGGGAAGUGUUCGUGAAAAUUCGACAGGAAACCUACAUAAUGUGUCAUGAAUGUACCAUAAAUUAGAAAUAUUGCCAUCGAUGAUUGUCAAGACACAAGUAUGAUGAAUGCAUCACCAAACCGAUUCAUGAGUCAUGGGAGGUGGUUAAACGAUCCACUGUGUUGUAUUAUCCGUCAAUAUUGUCUUUGUGUACAGUGGGUUGCAGUUACAGGCAACAUGAACUGACACUUGGUAAUGUCCUCCUGUGGUGAGUCUGGUGACCAGUGUAUAGUAGCUACUAUUCUCGCCGACAAACAGAAGUGUGGUUGGUCUGAUCCAAGACAAAUGUGGCUGGCUACGACUUAUUUGGUGUCUUCACGGACUCUUGGCACAGACUCCCCACCGUA
Haliotis rubra (blacklip abalone) is the source of this 2334-nucleotide messenger RNA. Its product is annotated as ras-related protein Rab-13-like. NCBI's taxonomy places the organism in Eukaryota, Metazoa, Mollusca, Gastropoda, Lepetellida, Haliotidae. Bases 318 to 986 code for a protein of 222 amino acids. The transcript has 6 exons. Gene Ontology annotation, molecular function: GTP binding; GTPase activity. The record is from RefSeq and is a predicted model, not a curated record.